Molecule: messenger RNA, 634 nt
Organism: Spirometra erinaceieuropaei
Lineage: Eukaryota; Metazoa; Platyhelminthes; Cestoda; Diphyllobothriidea; Diphyllobothriidae
Source: the annotation of a GenBank genome assembly
AUGACUGCAGAUUCACCCCGAAACCUGGAAGGACCUCGUCCAGUACAGACCGGUAUGAAGGAGAAACGUGAAGACCGGCGCAGACGUCUACAAAACAAAUCGGAUCGCCGUCGCUAAAGCCAAAAGGGAGACUCGCGAGUCACCAGUGCCUCAGCUCCUUAACGCCAGCAGUCAGCCGCUUCCAACGUGCUCACGCUACCAGCGAACAUUCCUUGCGCGAAUCGACCUCGUAGGACACUUUCGGGAACAAUUCAUAAACAACCCCGCAAAGUCAACUCGUCGUCCUCCUCCUUCUCGUCCUCCUCGUCCUCCUCCUCGUCCUCGUCCUCGUCCUCCUCGUCCUCCUCCUCCUCCUCCUCCCAAGAAGACCCCUAUUAUCAACCCUGUCGCAAACCCCCUGAAGACGACAACCCCCGUCACCGAUGAUCACACUGCUGCCUCCCCGCCCUGCCCCAACCCCUGCGUCAAUCACAGCGACCAGUCCCGCCAACACCACGACAUCUCGCAUUCCCCACACCGAGCGGACAAGGGCCGACGUUCCAUCAUCUGCCACCAUCACAGCCAGCAUCCUCACAUUAAGCAGACCAAACCCAUCCCAACUGCCAUCGAACUUUCACUCCAAAUAUUGGCCUGA